This is a messenger RNA of Boleophthalmus pectinirostris (great blue-spotted mudskipper), 566 nucleotides long. RefSeq names its product transcription factor HES-5-like. The record is from RefSeq and is a predicted model, not a curated record. The coding region runs from base 7 to 372 and encodes 121 amino acids. Gene Ontology annotation, cellular component: nucleus. The transcript has 2 exons. Gene Ontology annotation, biological process: regulation of transcription by RNA polymerase II; regulation of neurogenesis; anterior/posterior pattern specification. Gene Ontology annotation, molecular function: DNA-binding transcription factor activity, RNA polymerase II-specific; protein dimerization activity; RNA polymerase II cis-regulatory region sequence-specific DNA binding. NCBI's taxonomy places the organism in Eukaryota, Metazoa, Chordata, Actinopteri, Gobiiformes, Gobiidae.
CCACACAUGGCUCCUACAAUCACUGCAGCAACAGGCCUCUCUCAGGACCACCUCAGCCUCUCUCACAAGCUGAGAAAGCCUGUGGUGGAGAAGCUGCGCAGAGAGAGGAUCAACAGCAGCAUUGAGCAGCUCAAGUCUCUCCUGUGUGCAGAGUUCCUCCAACAGCAGCCGGACUCCAAGCUGGAGAAAGCAGACAUCCUGGAGAUGACCGUCACUGUGCUCACACGUCUGCAGCAGCAGAACAAGACACACUUCCUGUCCCAGAGCCUCAUGAAGAACUCUCAGCAGAGCCACUGCACUGAGCUGCACAACCACAGCAGCAACUGCAAAGACAAGAGUCCAGUGAGCAGCGCCCCCUGGAGGCCAUGGUAGAGCCUGCACCUUGCUCAGACUGACAGUAACUAUAGACCACACUGGUCUGAGAUCCUCAGAGUUCUUUUGCAUUUAAAAAUCUCUGGGACUGAUGUUUUAUUUUAAAUAGGAAAUGUUGCAUUUCCUGUGGAAAUGUUGGUCAAGACUGGACUGAAGAUAUUUGAAUUCAAGAAGUUCUUCAACUGAUAAGUUGU